Molecule: messenger RNA, 2022 nt
Organism: Fusarium proliferatum ET1
Lineage: Eukaryota; Fungi; Ascomycota; Sordariomycetes; Hypocreales; Nectriaceae
Exons: 3
Coding region: 1-2022 (673 amino acids)
Molecular function (GO): oxidoreductase activity, acting on CH-OH group of donors; flavin adenine dinucleotide binding
Source: RefSeq, a predicted model, not a curated record
AUGCGUUUGUCGUUCGUUAUUACGUGCAUUUCUGUUCUGGCUGAUUCAGCCUCUGCUUUUUCUGUUCCAUGGAGUUCUUCCUCCAAGGAGCAUAAUCCUUUCAUCGGCAAGCGCGAUACCACCGUUGAAUACGACUAUGUAGUCGUCGGUUCUGGGGCAGGUGGUGGCCCUGUCGCCGCCAACCUCGCCGUCGCUGGCUUCAAAGUCCUUCUCAUUGAUGCCGGCGGUGACUCUGGCGAUGACUGGGUUGAGAAGCUUCCCGCCUUACAUCUCAUGUCGACUGAGUUCGAGGACACACGGUGGAACUACUUCGUCAAUCACUACCCUGAUGCCAAGCAACAGAAGAAGGACUCCAAGAUGGUUUACCAGAAGGCCGAUGGUAGCUACUAUGUUGGACUCACCCCGCCUAAAGAUGCAAAGCCUUUGGGUGUUCUUUAUCCUCGUGCUGGUACUCUCGGUGGAUGCACCCGUCACAAUGCCCUCAUCACUAUCGCUGCUCAUGACAGUGACUGGUCUUACAUUGCCAGUCUUACGGGUGAUGACUCUUGGAACCCUGACAACAUGCGCUCUUACUUCGAGAAGAUAGAGAAGAACAUGUAUCUCCCUAGCAGUAUUAUCGGCCACGGCUUCAGUGGCUGGUUGGGCACAUCUCUGACCUCACUGUCCCUGGUAGUUGAGGAUCAGAAGCUUCUGUCCCUGAUCAUCUCUGCUGCUUCGGCAAUGGGUAAGGGCCUUCUGGGCUUCGUCCUGAGCACUGUCGCAGGCCUUGGCCAAGUCUUGCUUCGUGAUCUCAAUGCACCAGGCCAAACCAGCAAGACCGGUCUCUACCAGGUUCCUCUGUCGAUGACUGACAACGUUCGUGGUGGUCCCCGAGACUUUAUCCUCAACACUGCCAAGGCUGUCAACAAAGAUGGAUCCCGCAAGUACCAUCUUGAUAUCAAGCUCAAUACUCUUGUCACCAAGAUCAACUUCGACAAGAGCGGCUCCAAGCCUCGUGCCGUCGGCGUCAACUACAUGCAAGGCGCAAGCCUCUACCGCGCCGAUCCUCGCUCCGGCUCAGCCAAGCCCACUGGUACCGGCAGCGUCAAGGCCAAGCGCGAAGUCAUCAUCUCUGCUGGCUCCUUCAACACUCCUCAACUCCUGAAGCUCAGUGGCAUCGGUCCCAAGAAGGAGCUUGACUCUUUCAAGAUUCCUGUCCUGGUCGAUCUUCCUGGUGUUGGAACCAACAUGCAGGAUCGAUAUGAGAACACUGUUAUUGGUAAGACUGAUAGUGACUUUGUUAUCACAUCGAAGUGUACUUUCCUUGAGACUCUGCCAGACCCUUGCUUGGAGCAGUACAAGAAGGGUCUUGGUCCUAUCACAAAGGGUGUGUAUGGAACCAACGGUAUUGCUAUCGCUAUUAUCCUCAAGUCUUCGGUCGCCGAAGACGAGCCCGAUCUUCUCAUCUCUGGUGCCCCAGCCAAGUUCAAGGGCUACUUCCCCGGCUAUGCCGCUGACUCACUCGCCGACGCCGAGCACUGGGCUUGGAUCAUCCUCAAGGCUCACAGCCGCAACAACGCUGGUACUGUCACUCUCAAGUCAACUGACCCUCGUGACAUGCCCAUCAUCAACUUCAACUACUUUGACACUGGCAUCAACGCCAACGGAGAAGGCGACAAGGAUCUCCAAGCCACAUACGAAGGCUUCGAGUUUGCCCGCAAGGCCUUUGACGACUUGAUCCCUCUUGACGGCGAGUUCCCUGAAGUUUGGCCCGGAAGCCAGACGAACAAUGAGAAGAAGGCGAAACAGUUCCUCAAGGAUGAGGCAUGGGGUCACCAUGCUUCAUGCACUGCUGCUAUCGGUGCUGACGACGAUCCCAUGGCUGUACUGGACUCUGAGUUCAAGGUUCGGGGUACCGAGGGUCUGCGCGUUGUUGAUGCUAGUGUUUUCCCCAAGAUUCCUGGUUUCUAUAUCGCACUUCCUUUGUAUAUUGUUGCCGAGAAGGCUAGCGAUGUGAUUAUCAAGGCGGCGAAAAGUUCUUAG